This is a messenger RNA of Cladophialophora psammophila CBS 110553, 1419 nucleotides long. RefSeq lists its product as uncharacterized. The record is from RefSeq and is a predicted model, not a curated record. The transcript is spliced from 2 exons. Gene Ontology annotation, molecular function: iron ion binding; heme binding; oxidoreductase activity, acting on paired donors, with incorporation or reduction of molecular oxygen. The coding region runs from base 1 to 1419 and encodes 472 amino acids. Lineage: Eukaryota; Fungi; Ascomycota; Eurotiomycetes; Chaetothyriales; Herpotrichiellaceae.
AUGGAAGCUUCCUUCUCGCGCUUCACCGGCUCCUCCCCGGUGUUUGGAUUGUUGAUCCUUGGGCUUGCUCUAUUUGCAUGGGCGUUGUUUUCGACUGUUCAGAACUUCUACCGCCUCCGACAUAUUCCCGGGCCCUUUGUGAGCAAGUUCAGCAGUUUCUGGAUCACUUGGAAAUUCAACCGCCGGUCUGAGAAUUUUCUUGAUCUCUGCUGCCGACUCGACAGAGAAUAUGGGCCCAUUGUCCGAUGGGCGCCAAACAAUGUGCUGUUCAGUGAUCCCUCGGUCAUUCCUGUGAUCUACGGUACGCACAAUAUUUGGAAGAAGGCGGUAUCUUACGAGCCUGCAAUUCCAGUGGUCAAUGGGGUACUUCAAGAUUCUCUCACCACCACGCGGAACGAGGCGCAAGUUUCGGCAAUCAAGAGACACAUCAACGCUGCAUUUACUCCCCGGGCGAUCAGGGUCUAUGAGGCACAUGUGAGCGAAGCCAUCAAUCUCCUCAGUUCACGUCUUCGGUCUCAGACGCCUAACGUCGACCUCGUCCGGUGGAUCAAGCUCUUUGCUUUCGAAACAAUCUGCCGAAUAGCCUUCAGCGAUGUCGAUCUGACCGAACAAGAAGUUGAAACCAUACUCACCGGCGCCAGAGAGCGCUUUGGUCAUUGGUUCCGAUGGUAUGCCAGUCCCGGCCUCGAGAGGCUAGUCUACAAAAAUGCUUUUGUUCGAGGCAGAAGAGGCACCAGCCUCCUUGGUCAACAAGCUUUGAAAAGGAUCAAUGAGCGAAAUUCCAAGGGUGACUCCGAAGGGAAGUCCGAUCUUCUGCAAUGGUACCUUGAAAGCCACGCAAAGUCCCCUGAACUUAUCGAGAGAGGCACCGUCGUGGGGUUGGUCAUGUCAACAAUCAAUGCCGGUGCCGAGACCACAGCAUCCACCAUGGUGGAGGUGCUCUGGCUCCUGUUGAAAAAUCCACCGUGUCUGGCCACGCUGCGAGAAGAGUUGAAAGCAGCCGGACUCGCCUCUCCUCCGACACUCGAGUCGGUGAAUAGACUUCCAUAUCUUGAAGUGGUCAUCAAAGAGACCAUGAGGCUGAACCCGGUCAAUCAGGCUCCAUUGGAGCGAGAAGUUCCUCCAGGCGGUGCGCACAUUGCGGGCGUCUACCUCCCCGGCGGAACAUCUGUCGCCUUGAAUUUUUCCGCCCUCAGAUUUCGCGAAGAUGUCUGGGGAUCGAAGCCUGAAGAGUUCCGGCCGGAACGAUGGACGGAAGCCGACCCCGCUCAAAGGGCGAGAAUGGAACGAGCGUUCUACGGCUUCGGCCACGGAAAACGAAUGUGCAUUGGCCAACACAUUGCCUGGAUAGAAAUGAAGAAAGUGAUACCGGAAUUGUUGCUGAAUUACGACGUAAGCCUCGGCGUGGCCUAUAUAUGA